Molecule: messenger RNA, 7889 nt
Organism: Monodelphis domestica (gray short-tailed opossum)
Lineage: Eukaryota; Metazoa; Chordata; Mammalia; Didelphimorphia; Didelphidae
Gene: SSTR1
Product: somatostatin receptor 1
Biological process (GO): cellular response to estradiol stimulus; neuropeptide signaling pathway
Cellular component (GO): plasma membrane; neuron projection
Molecular function (GO): neuropeptide binding; somatostatin receptor activity
Source: RefSeq, a predicted model, not a curated record
AAACAUGUAGCUAGAUAGACGAUUCCUUUUAUUGAAACAUUUUUCUUCUUAAAAAAAAUUCCGUUCUUUUGACUUUACAUAACAUUGGCUCUUACUCAUGGGUGUGUGUGUGUGUGUGUGUGUGUGUGUGUGUGUGUGUGUGUGUGUGUGUGUGUGUGUGUGUGCAGGGCCGAGCCAGACGGCAUAAAUAUUGCAGGAAGGGAAGAGGGGAAAGUGGUAAAUUUAGGUUCUCUGGCUCUAUAGAUCUAAAAGAGCUUAAGGAUAGCACAUACCAUUUGAACAGAUGACCUGAGGGUUUGUAUCCCAGCAGCACUUAAGGAGCUGCUGACGUGCUAGAGCCUAUUAAUCAUUCACCAGCCCCAGAGCCGCGCCAAUUAAUCUUCCGCGGCUUGGUCCGUCAGCCAGCCUUCUUUUCUCACCCCCAAGCUAUUCUGUUCCCCCGAGCCCCCGAAAAUAAAGCAGCAGAGCACAGACAAGACUCCAGCAAUGCGUUGCACCUCCAGCCAGAGCCUGAACAGCAUUCCUAGCCGCAGUCUCUCGCACCCGGACCCUUCUCUACUGCGGUAAUCUGAAAGAGGUGAGGACUGGGAAGUGGGAGCACUCAAAGAGCAACGGGACCGGCUACCUAGGGGCUAAGGGAAGGACCAGAGCAGAAGAGCACAGCCCAGAGUCCACCUGCAGCGCAGGCCAGAAUGUUUCUUAACGAUACUGCUUCGUUUCCUUCCUCCUCCUCUAGCAGCAGCCCCAGCAUUAGCAGCGGCGGCUCAGGCCCAGGGUCCAUAGCUCCUGAGGGCACAGAGGAGCCAGGGCGCAACGCUAGUCAGAAUGGGACCUUGAGCGAGGGGCAAGGGAGCGCCAUCCUCAUAUCCUUUAUCUAUUCCGUGGUUUGUGUCGUGGGGCUCUGCGGCAACUCCAUGGUUAUCUAUGUGAUCCUGCGUUAUGCCAAAAUGAAGACGGCCACCAAUAUCUACAUUCUUAACUUGGCCAUCGCAGAUGAGCUGCUCAUGCUGAGUGUCCCCUUCCUAGUCACCUCCACUUUGCUGCACCACUGGCCCUUCGGCGCACUGCUCUGCCGCCUGGUGCUCAGUGUGGACGCAGUCAACAUGUUCACUAGUAUCUACUGCCUUACAGUGCUCAGCGUAGACCGCUAUGUGGCUGUGGUGCACCCCAUCAAGGCUGCCCGCUACCGUCGGCCCACCGUUGCCAAGGUGGUAAAUCUGGGAGUAUGGGUGCUCUCACUAGUGGUCAUCCUGCCUAUCAUAGUCUUCUCCCGCACUGCUGCCAAUAGCGAUGGCACGGUGGCCUGCAAUAUGCUUAUGCCAGAGCCAGCUCAGAGCUGGCUUGUAGGUUUCGUCCUGUAUACUUUCCUUAUGGGUUUUCUCCUCCCAGUCGGGGCCAUCUGUUUGUGUUAUGUGCUCAUCAUUGCCAAGAUUCGCAUGGUAGCCCUCAAAGCCGGCUGGCAACAACGCAAGCGCUCAGAGCGUAAAAUCACCCUAAUGGUGAUGAUGGUAGUUAUGGUCUUUGUUAUUUGCUGGAUGCCCUUCUAUGUGGUGCAAUUGGUUAAUGUCUUUGCUGAACAGGACGAUGCUACUGUGAGCCAACUUUCAGUCAUCCUGGGCUAUGCUAACAGUUGUGCCAACCCUAUCCUCUACGGCUUCCUCUCAGACAACUUCAAGCGCUCGUUCCAGCGCAUCCUCUGCCUUAGCUGGAUGGAAAACACAGAGGAACCGCUUGACUACUACGCCACUGCCCUCAAAAGUCGAGGAUACAGUGUGGAGGACUACCAACCGGACAACGUGGAGUCCAGAGGAGUCUAUGGCAACGGAACCUGUACCUCCAGGAUUAGCACCCUUUAAAGGGUUGUUGGGGCAGUAGUGCUGUGGCCCAGGGAUGGGAGGGGGGGGGGGAGGGCUGUUCGAAUGGAGAGAAGGGGAUUUCACAAGACUGGGACAAUUCGAUAAAGCAGGAGACAGGGCUCAGGUCGAAUAGAGGCGGGGAAAGACAAACCAGAAAAUAGGAUAAGGGAAUCAAAGGGAAAGAUGGGUGUACUGUGGUUUUGAAAGAAUGAAAUAAGCUGAACCGAGGGGAGGCAAUGAAACCUGGAUUGGGUCCUAAGCUUCUUCGAAUCUUCUUCCUUUCUAAAGAAUUCCUACCAUCUCCCUCCCUACCUUUGUAACCCCUCUCAAAAUUUAUCUCUGCCUUGUUCUGUCAGCCUUUAGCUGAUAAUUAUUGUUACCUUAUUUAAUCUAAGUGAAACUUCAGUCCCUCUGUUCAACUUCACCUCUUUGUCAAGCAAGGGGAGCAGGCAAUUUCCAUAGUUAACACUGUUUUUCUUUUCUUUUCCUUUUUUUUUUUUACUUUCCAUCUUAUGAACCUGCCCUCCUCUACAUCCCUUACAUCCCCGGUUCACCUGGGCAGGGGCAUAUAGCUAGACUUAAGACUCUCAUCCUCUGCUUCCACAUUACAAACACUAGUACAGAUACCUGUCAUGAAGACGGAGGGACACUGGAAGACCCUCAGAAAAAGUCUUCCCUUCCUUUCAUUUACCACUUAGGGACUCUGUGGGAAAAUACAGGCAUAAUGGAGGACCUUUAACCCAAGAUCAAGAUUAUAGAUGGACAGCAAAUCUACCCUCCCAAACAAGAGAGGAAAACUCUUUCCUGAAAAAAUACUAGGAGAAAUUGUUCACUUCCAGUCCUACAUUAACAUUGUACCAGCAUUACCUUAGUCAUCUAGGAGCCUAAGAUCCCAAUAGUUGAGGUAAUUCUCUCCUUUUUCUUCUACAUUUCCACAUUUCUUUUUUUUUCUGUUAUUCCAUUCAGCUAACAUCACAGACUAAGAAAACUAUGACAGAGGCAAUCCAGAGUAAAAACAGAUUCAAUUUUAUGGGUUUCUGGAUUUUAGGCUGCUGAUAAUCUCCAUCACCUUUUUCAACAUUACCUGCCAGUGUCCACUUCUAAAAUCCAACUAUGUGAUUUAAGUAAUUAAGUAAGGUCAGUCGACCUGUGGGAUACCAAGAGGGGCCAAACCAGAGCAGAUAAAAGGUUUUCUCAAAACUGAAACUGGCUUACUAGGGCUGCUCUAAUAUUUACCUAUUUCCCUUCCUCCAUGCCCCAUAUCAUGCCCUGUCUCACACAUCAGAAUACCUGCAGCUUAACUUUUAAGGGUUGCUGUUUUUAUAACUAUGCCUAAAGAGUCCUCCUACCUUAACUGAAGGUAUGUGUGUGCAUUAAUUAACUCAUUUACUUAUUCAUCCAUUUACUCAUAGAUUAUAUUUGAAAAUUAUCUUUCCUCCUACUCUUCUCAGUCUAAAUACAAGUUCUUUGAUUUGUAUUCAAGAGAGAAUCUGGUAAAUAGAAAAUGAUUUACUCUAGAAAGCUUCUCAUAUCCUUCACUCUUGCAGGGUCUUCUUUUCUCCCCUUUCCUGUCACAUUUCCUUCCUUUCUCUUUCCAUUUUCUUUGUGUGCCUAGUAAACUGAUGUUUUUAUACUUAUUAUUGUCUCCUGUUUGUAAUAUAACAAAUUAUAUUAACAACAAUCAGGACCCUGCAAUGUACAAUGAUAGGUCCCAGUUAUUCCCACAUUUUGCAUAAUACUAUGCCACAUUUGGGCAGAUUUAAAUAUAUAAACACAUUUUUCCUAUGUCAAUGAAAAAUGCCAAAUACAGCUAACAGGAAACCUAGUUAGUGAACCUUUUCUGGAACAUACCACUCAAAAAGAUUCAAGCUAAAAGCUCAGAAGCAUGUGUACUUUAGCUCACUACAUACAAUAGGACUAAGGAGCAUCUAACACUAUAUGUCCUGAGUUCUGAUUUAGUUCAAGCAGAAAUUAUCCAAUCAUGAAGUCCUCUUACCUCUUUGGAGAAUAUGGGAAGAAUAGUUUCUGUACAUUUCAUAUCUACCUAAAUGAAUUGGAGCUGUAAUAACUCAAUCUAGCAUUAUGUAAAUCUAGUUUAAUUAGAGGUAAGAUGGAGUCUUGUUACAAAGUCAAAAUGAUUAGAAAUUCCCAGCUACAAAUCAUUUUUGAAAGUUGGCAAGUAUAAAUAUUAAAUAAAAAGGCAGAUAAAAUGCUCUCAUGUUCUUCCUUUGAUAACAGAUGAAACAAAACAAAGUCUAGACACUAUGUAAAAAAAUUUUUUGAUGCUUUAAGAAGUUUUCUUUAGCAAAAAGAUUUGCUUUUAAAAUAGCAACUAACUAAAAUUUUUCUUUUAAAAGUAAUUAAGUGUUGCUUUGGGGUGUGAUUAAAAUUAAAAUUUACCCCAAAUGUCUUUGUUAAAUAGAAUAGAAUUGUUAGAUCAGUGAAGUUUACAUUUUUAAAAAUCUUGUUCAUAAUUACAUUAAAGUACCAAUUUAGUCCUCUUAUUUUGCCAUUCUAGUCAUCAUGGCUGUGAUUGUCAUAUACAAAUGUUACUGUAUAUUAUUGUAUACAAUACAAAAUAUAUGUUAUUGUAUACAAAUCUGUUUACAUGUUGUAUAUCCCCAGUAAAUAUAAGCUCUUUGAGGUCAAGGACUGUUUUAGUCUUUGUAUUCCCAGUGCCUAGCACAGUGCCUUGUAUAUAGUAGGUAUUUAAUAAAUGUUUGUUGGAUUGGAUAUUUAUAAUUUUACAAUAUUCAUUUUAUUGCUAUAAUCAACCAUGGGAAGCAUGUACCCCAUAGGCAAUGGAAAUUUUCUUGGAUUUUAAUCAGAUGAGUUUGGAUUAUUGCUAGAAAUAUACUCUUAUUACUUUGCCAUUAGAAAAAGUCUUUUAAAGUUUCUAAAAAUUAUUGAAUGUUUAUUCAUUUAAGAGAUUUACUUUUUUAUUUCUGCAUUCUUAUUCCCUUAUGUUAUUACCAAAUUAACUAAGUGUUCAACCCCACUGGCUGUGCCUUACACACUAAAUUAGAGAUCAAACAUCUAAUGAUAGACCUUGUUGUGUAACUGCUGAUUCACAUACACAGGUAAAAAGGGGAAAAGAUUGUGGGAGAAAAGCAACUGUCUACUGCUUUAUAAAGAUAUCUCAGGAUAGGUAUAAGUACCCCUAUUUUUUUUUCAUUUUUAAAAUUUCCUUUUAAAGAUACUCUUAUAGUUCAAAGUAUUUUCUAGCUUUGUCCUAGCAUACACUUAUUUACCUAAAAGUUAUUUCUAUGACUUCAUCCCAUCAUCACUUUGAAUCCAGAACAGGUAAAUUUCUGAUUGAAUGGUUAUGGCCUAAGUGAGACAAUGUUCUCCUAAUCUACUGUUGAAGAUAUGAGAGAAAAUGUAAAAUGCCUUUUAAAUAAUGAUUAGCAAUUUAAGUUUUAUUUUUGCUCAGAAUUUCACAUAAAUACUUUUUUCACUAGGUGGUGAAGGUGAUGAGAUUGAUAAAUAAUGAAAUUAUUUGGCUGGGAUUUUGAUGAUUAAUUUACCCAAAAAAUCUAAUGAAUCUUAUUUGAUUCAGAAUAGAGCUGGAGUAGACUAAAAUGAAUAUUGUGUGCCCAUUUAAUUGUGAGACUUUAUAAAUGUACAAUAUGCCUAUGGCAUUACUGAAUAUUAUAUGGUCUCCCACUAAACAAGACACACUUGUAAUUAAAGACAACAUUUUAUUUUUAUUCACAUGAGUAUCUUAGACUGCUUUAAUGCUAGCAUUUAUGUAGUACUUGAAGAUUUAUUUACAAUAUAUGCUUUACACAUAUUACCUCAUGUGAUCCUCAAAACAACCUUGUAAGGUACAUGCUACUAUUGUCUUCCUUUUGUUGAUCAGUAAACAAAGACUGAAAGAGAUUAUAUGACAUACAGCUAGUAAGAACAUGAGGAGAGAAAUAAAUUCACAUCUUCCUGACUGCAAGUCCCUCAUACUUUCCACGGCACCAUUUAGCUGCCUCAAAUUCUAGCCUAUUGGACUUUAAAGGAAACUAUAAAUUCACAUUGAGGGUAAUUCCUCAAUGACCAUACAAUCACACAAUUUAAGAAUUGAAAGGAACCUAUCCAGACAUCUAGAUCAGUUAAUACCUGAAAAAAAGCAACCUCUCUCCAACAUACCUGACAAGUGGAGAUCCAAACUUCUAAUUAUUCCACCGAGGGCCAAACAGAAUAAAUCAAAUUCUCCUUCAAUGACAGCCUUUAAUUAAUACUGUGGUAAUUCAAUAAUUUGUCAUAUUUUGGGCCAUUUAAUAUCAGCAUGCUCUGAAAGGUGCUUUAAAAAAAAAACUAAUUUAAAGACAUGGCACAGCCUCUGACUUCUAGAAUUCCAAAGCAGGAAUAAAAAGAGUUCCUCCCUUUAAUCAGAUUAGUAUUUCUUCACUAAAUCAAUAAACAUGGUUUCAGACUAAUGAAGUCGGGAUAUUGGGAUAUGGUAUGACUAUCCAUGUGAGCUCUCUAUGAGUUAAAUUCUGUUGAAAAGAAUAUAUCAGACACUUCCAGUCAAGACAGUUGCCUAGUUUUAACUGCAGCAAAAACCUAAAAUUCUCUCUAGAUCUAGUAAUGAUCAAGAAAUCUGAUGAAAAUGGAAAUUAAUUUCUUCAACCCUAGAAUCUGGCAAAAAUUUAGCCAGAAAUCCAAGAACAAAAGAGGGCAGUGCCAGCAAAGGCAAGCAAGCUAGUAACAUCCAGUAAUAGAGAUGGGCCAGAGACAUGUAGAACUUGCAAGGCUCCAUGUUCAUCAGAACAGGGGGAUCCCAUGAAAAAGUCACAAGGUAGAAAACAUCUGAUUCCUAGAAGCCCCAGGAGUAAUAACAAGUGCCAUGAAUCAGCACUCAACCCAGACAUGCCAAAGAAUAUAGGGCAGUGAUGGGCAACCUUUUGAGCUUGGUGUGUCAAAAUUCACCAAAAAGCUGAGCAUAACUCUGAUGGUGUGUCACUUGGAGGAAAAAAAAAUCCUUCUCAGCAUGCAGCCCCAUACUUCUCUGUAUGCAGCAGUCAUUGAAAAUGGCUACGCAUGUCAGUGCUGACACAUGUGUCAUAGGUUCACCAUCACAGAUCUAGGGAAUCUCAGAUGCCUAGUACUCUGCCUUGUGAUACAAUUGAGUGCUCUGAAACCCAAAGAUCCUGGGCCUAACCUUAGGAUGUAGAGAUUAGUGUAGGAACUCAGAAGAUCCAAGGUAAGACCAAGUAAAACUGACCACUCCAACCUAGAGUACAAUAGCAAGAAGUGUCUAGUCCUGGCACCAAGCUCCAGUUCAGAAACUAAGCCUAGAGAUGGAAAUAUACCAAAGAAAAUACCAACCAUUAUGAAAAUUAUUAUAAGUUUAAAGAUCCCCAUGAAGAAGAAAAUAAUUCUAUAAAAUCUUCUUAUCUAUAGAAAAAUAUGCUUAACAAUCAAUAGAAAACUAUUAAGUACUUGCUUUGUGACAGUCACUAUGAUAGACAUUGAGUAUAUAAAGACAAAAAUGAGACUGUCCCUGCUUCCAAAGGGUUCUCCAAAACACUACAGACAAACUAAGCAAGGAAUGCCUGAAUAAACUGUGGCAUGUGAAUUAAAUGGGAAUAUUAUUUUGCUGUAAGAAAUAAUGAAUAUGAAGAAUACAGAGGAACAUGGGAUAAGCAGCACUAUGAUAUAGAGUAAAAGCAAAACCAAGAGAAUAAUAUAUACACUGAUAACAACUACAUGAUUUAACUGGUCAGCAACAGCAACUGAUUUGUGUUAUUCACAGUAAAAAGGACCAAGAAAUAAAGGAUGAUGUGGACACUACUAUUUUAAAGUUAAUGGACAAAACUUUAAAGGCAAAAUUAUUGGUUGGUAAAUAAUGCAGUUUGUGAAUACAUGACCAUUUAGAUCUAUUCUUUAUUAUUAGUUGGUUUCAACUUUCAUGCUUGGUUUUCUCAUUUUCUUUUUUCUGGCCUUUAUUUCUGAAUUGGAAUAUUUUAAAGGAAACAAUAAAUAUUUCACAUAAGAAGGUAUAUUAAUAAAGAGGAAAAUAAAAAUCUUACAAAAUGA